Molecule: messenger RNA, 342 nt
Organism: Echinostoma caproni
Lineage: Eukaryota; Metazoa; Platyhelminthes; Trematoda; Plagiorchiida; Echinostomatidae
Source: the annotation of a GenBank genome assembly
AUGUCACGAGAUACGCAUCAAGCGAAUGCGGAACCCGUGAGCACGAACCUGUCCGAUCCGGUCGCGCGACUGCGAGAGGAGACGAAUGCUGCAUUGGCUGAUAUUGUGAGUGGUCGAGCGCAAGCGGACCUAUCGUCUCCGUUGUCGUUCUUACGUGAGACAGACAGUGCGCUGUGGGAUGAUGCGACUGCGUCUGGUGGAGUUGGUGUGACGGGGAGCGGAGAAGAUGAGGUGUCCGUGCUCAGUCCGGCUCGCCGUCGUCGUCGUGGUCGCGGUCGUGGUCGUGUUUGUGUGCGUGUAUGUGUGGGUCCUGCAUGUUUCAUGCGAUGUCGACAUGUUUGA